This is a messenger RNA of Macroventuria anomochaeta, 1338 nucleotides long. RefSeq names its product fatty acid/sphingolipid desaturase. The record is from RefSeq and is a predicted model, not a curated record. Gene Ontology annotation, molecular function: oxidoreductase activity, acting on paired donors, with oxidation of a pair of donors resulting in the reduction of molecular oxygen to two molecules of water. NCBI's taxonomy places the organism in Eukaryota, Fungi, Ascomycota, Dothideomycetes, Pleosporales, Didymellaceae. The coding region runs from base 1 to 1338 and encodes 445 amino acids. The transcript is spliced from 6 exons. Gene Ontology annotation, biological process: lipid metabolic process. Gene Ontology annotation, cellular component: membrane.
AUGGUCGCCCGCUGGAUCGCUCAAGGCGAGCUCAUCGUCGUCUACGAGGGGUGCGCGCUACAGCUCGGGGCCUGGAUCGAUCGUCAUCCCGGCGGACGCCUUGCCAUUCUGCACAUGGUCGGCAGAGACGCGACCGACGAGAUCAACGUAUACCACUCCAGCAAGGCACUGCUCAUGCUCGAGCGCUACAUCAUCGGCCGGGUAGUCGAGCCGUGGGUGAAUGUCAAGCAUCCUAUCUGGCUCUUGAGGGCGGAUGAUGGGAGCAUCAUCGGUGGACAGGAUGGCCCAAAAACAGCAUCAAACCGCGCAGGGCUGCAGCUACAAUCCAACCGUGGUCCAGCUACUAACCAUCCAAGACUCCAUCGAGCCCAGCUGGCUGCCGAAGCAGAAGAGCAGGAGCAGCAGAUGUGCCUGCGACGCACAGCCGCGCUCUACCAGUGCCGCUACUCGGAGUAUGCUGUCGAGACUGUCCGCUGCGGUCUUUUGUUUGGUGGCUUCGUCUACCUGCUCCGCUGCGAGUGGUACGUGACACCGAGCCUCUUCCUCGGCUUCAUCACUGGCGACUCCGCCACCGACACUCACAUCGGCGCGUCCAUUGCGGGCCUGUGCUGCGGCAUGAGCAUCAGCUGGUGGAAGUCUUCGCACAACGUCCAUCACCUUGUCACUAACAUGCCGGAGCACGACCCUGACAGCGUCACUUCGACCUUCCACCGCCGCCGUCUCGCGUGGAGCUGUGCGGCCGAGCUGCUGGUGCCCUACCAGCAGUACACGUACUACCCCAUGAUGGCCUUGGCGAGGUUCAAUCUGUACGCGCUGAACUGGCUGCACGUGUGCUCGCCGCGUGUCACACAGCUUGACGCUGCGCCGUGGAUGCGCCCUGUCGAGCUCGUCUUCAUGGCUAGCUACUGGGCGCUUUUCGCCUACCUCUUGGUCUGGCGCACGCUGCCCUCCUGGAGCGUCCGCAUCGCUUUUGUAGCUGUUUCUCACAUGGCCACGAUACUCCUGCACGUACAGUUCACUCUCUCGCACUGCAGCAUGCCGACGUGUGACCUCGGGCCCACAGAGUCUUUCGUGCAGCAUCAGCUCCGCACGACCAUGGACAUCGAGUGCCCGGAGAGGCUCGACUGGUUCUACGGAGGCUUGCAGUUCCAGGCCGGUCUCGUCCGUAACUUCUGCGAGAAGACUGGCCUGAGGUACCACUGCUACGGAGUCCGAGAGGGGAACGGGAUCGUGCUAGGCAGGCUGGGGCAGAUUGCGCAGAUGGUGGAGAUGAUGGUCGCAUGCCAGAAGGCCAUGGCAGAGGGAAGGGACGGCACGAUGCAGCAGACCGGGACUUGA